This is a messenger RNA of Metschnikowia bicuspidata var. bicuspidata NRRL YB-4993, 1596 nucleotides long. RefSeq names its product chaperonin-containing T-complex subunit. The transcript has a single exon. Gene Ontology annotation, biological process: protein folding. Bases 1 to 1596 code for a protein of 531 amino acids. Gene Ontology annotation, cellular component: chaperonin-containing T-complex. Lineage: Eukaryota; Fungi; Ascomycota; Pichiomycetes; Serinales; Metschnikowiaceae. The record is from RefSeq and is a predicted model, not a curated record. Gene Ontology annotation, molecular function: ATP binding; ATP hydrolysis activity; ATP-dependent protein folding chaperone.
AUGCCCCCCGCGAGAACCCCAGCGCCAUCGAACGCCACGUUCCGCGAUAAGGAGAAGCCGCAGGAGGUGCGCAAGGCCAACGUGCUUGCUGCCCGCGCGGUCAGUGACGCGAUCCGCACGUCGCUUGGUCCCAAAGGCAUGGACAAGAUGAUCCGCACAAAGAACGGCGAGAUCAUAAUUUCGAAUGACGGCGCGACCAUUUUGAAGCACAUGGCAAUCUUGCACCCGGCCGCGCGGAUGCUCGUGGCCGUGAGUGCUGCGCAGGACGUCGAGGCGGGCGACGGCACGACCUCCGUGGCCAUCUUGACCGGCCUGCUUUUGGCGGCCGCAGAGCGGUUGCUCAACAAAGGAAUCCACCCGACGCUCAUUGGCGAGCUGUUCCAGCGGGCCGCGGCGCGUGUCUGCGAGGUGUUUUUGGAGAUGUCCCACCCGGUCUCGUUGGGUGACCGCGAGGUGUUGGUCAAGGCUGCGGCAACGUCGCUCUCGCUGAAGAUCGUGGCACAGUACUCGCUGGUCUUGGCGCCAUUGGCGGUGGACUCCGUGUUGAAGGUGAUGAACAGCGAACAAACAAACGUCGAUUUGAAUGACAUCCGCCUCGUCAAGAAGGUCGGCGGCACCAUCGACGACACCGCCUUGGUCGAUGGCGUGGUGCUCACGCAGACGGUGGCGAAGAACGCCGGCGGCCCGACGCGUGUGGAGAAGGCGCGCAUUGCACUUGUCCAGUUCCAGUUGUCGCCACCCAAGCCGGACAUGGAGAACAGCGUGGUGGUGAGUGACUACCGACAAAUGGACAAGAUCUUGAAGGAGGAGCGCGCGUACUUGUUGAACAUCUGCAAAAAGAUUAAGAAGGCACGGUGCAACGUGUUGUUGGUGCAAAAGUCAAUUUUGCGUGACGCAGUCAGCGACUUGGCCUUGCACUUCUUGGCCAAGUUAAACAUCAUGGUCAUCAAGGACGUGGAGCGCGACGAGGUCGAGUUCUUGACCAAGGCCACGGGCUGCAGGCCUAUCGCCGACAUCGACAACUUUGCCGAGGACCGCUUGGGCUCCGCUGACUUGGUGGAGGAGGCCGAGUCCGCAGGCUCCAAGAUUGUGCGCAUCACCGGCGUCAGCACGAAAAACACCCGCCCCACGGUGUCUGUGAUUGUGCGUGGGGCCAACCUGUUGGUCUUGGACGAGGCCGAGCGGUCCAUCCACGAUGCGCUCUGUGUCGUGCGCUGCCUCGUGAAGGAGAAGGCGUUGAUUGCCGGUGGCGGUGCGCCCGAGAUCGAGGCGUCGCGGGUGUUGGCAAAGGAGGCCACCCGGUUGAGCGGAGUGGAGCACUUUGUGUAUCAGGAAUUCGCGCAGGCGUUGGAGGUCAUCCCCACCACGUUGGCGGAGAACGCGGGCAUGAACCCCAUCAACGUGGUCACGGACUUGCGCAACAAGCACGAGAUGGGCGAGAAGAACGCCGGGAUCUCGGUGAGACGGUCUGGCACCACCAACACCUUCACUGAAAACGUCUUGCAGCCCACGUUGGUCAACACUAGCGCAGUGACGUUGGCCGCGGAGACGGUGAAGUCCAUUUUGCGGAUAGACGACAUUGCCUUCAGCCGGUGA